UUUUACGGAAGACUCCGGAGAUAGUCGAUAUAUCCCGUUUUAUAAACAAACAGAUGUUGGGAAAAACCAGAAACAAUGGAAGAGCCAAAAGACGAAUUCAAGAUCUUCACCGACGGAGAAUUUUCUUCACCCAUUUACAGAACCAAAGCAAAACGAGUACAAGUGGUAUAUUUUUGCCUUGACUCCCCGAUAGGCACGUAUAACCACGCCAAACAACGAAUACGAGUUGAUAUCAAAGCUAGUCAACUGUAUGGAAAAGAGGUGGACAUCGAUGUUUUUCGAUUCGACAGAUUCUACCGAGAUCGAUUUUAUGAUAAAAUAAAAGUUGACGAAAAGGAGAAGCCCCAAAUGAAAGUGGAGCUUUUUAAAAACUACACAUGCGAAGAAGUUGACGAGGUGUUUGAAGUGCUCGGGAAGAACGCUCAUAAGUUUGACGCAUAUUUCUUCCAUUUCUUCACUUACCUGCAGGUCGGUGAAAGAGGCAAAGCGGUCAACAGGCACCUGAAAGACUACCGGCUACAGUUCUACGACCGGGCGAUCCCGCUUGACCACAUUUUCGACAAAAUAAAAGCCUGUCCAUCGAUGGCUCUCAAACCGAAGAUUUUCUUCGUACAAGCGGACAACCUCGAAAUGUUGCAGCCACUGGUAAUUAAGAAGGCAACGCCGGUGACUUCCGAGCGAAAGAUUCCGAGCGACGCUGACAUCCUGGUGAUUAUGUCGACCAUUCCACAAGAGUUGGCCUCAAAACCCAGAAAACAACGCACGGAAACCAAUCGGCCAGUUGAUCAACCUUCGGAAGAUUCCGCCGAUCGGACGAACGGCGAAACAAGGCUAAAACAAUGCUCCAUCUUGGUUCAGGCCAUUGUCGAGAUUCUGGAAGACCAUGUUUUCAGAGAUGACGAUAUCUUCACUAACACGCCUCUGAUACUCGGCAAAGCGAAAGAUAUUAUCGAUACUACGGACUUUGGCCAGGACUAUACAGACUACGUUAUUCCGGUGCCGACAGUGCGGUCAACGCUUACAAAGUUCUUUUAUUUUUAAUGAUUUUCCAAAUGAAUAAAAACUCUGUUUACAAAUAACUUGAAACUACAUUGGACUAUAUUAAAACUUUGCUGACACACUGGGCUCUAAUUUUGUCAUUCGUCCAACUGUCUGUACAUAAAAACUGGAGACAUGGUUAUGAAUAUUAGAUAUCAUGGUUAACCCAUUUAUGCCUCGUGGACUCUCCUAUCCUUUUAAAUUGGAUCGAUUUAUGUCCAACAAUAGGGAUGUCUAGUAAAUUUCUUUCUUUAUUUAGAAUAUAUCUUACAGAAAUUCCUUUAAGCAAACAGCGAAGACCCUGAUGAGACGCCGCAUCAUGCGGCGUCUCAUCUGGGUCUACGCUGUUUGCCAAGGCCUUUUUUCUAGACGCUAGGCAUAAAUAGGAUAAUGUGCAACAUGGUUUACACCAGAAAUCAUCUUACUGUCUGGUUACUGUUUAAACAAUCGAAUACCAUGUUUUUAGAGAUAACAUUGUUUUACCACCACGCCUCUUAUAAUCGGCAAAGCGAAAGACAUUAUGAUAGAACGGACUUUAGCCCGGACAAUAAAGACUGCGUUAUUCCGAUGCCGACAGUGCGGUCAACACUUACAAAGUACUCAUGUUAUUAAAGUUCUUUUUGAGCAUAAGAAACGAUGGCAUAACAAAAUAUUUUGCGAAUUUUCUUUUGUAUUGUAAAUUGUAUUGUGAGAAUGAGAAAAUGUAUUUCUAUGGUUAUAUAUAAAUGGCAACAAUUUUUUACCUGAUCGUUGUGUAUUAUAUCAGGCGAGGCUUGUAAUAAUACGACGAGGCUUGCCAAGCCGCUAUAUUUUGUAUUUUUUGCGUGCCGAGCCUGAUGUAUUGCAAAACGAUUAGGCAGCAACCGGUUAUUCUGUAUAUCAUACCACUCCCAUAAUAUUUCUAAAUGAAUAAUCAGCUUUAUGUUUAGGCUUCUGUUGACGUGAUUUAAGAAAAUUACCAGACAGCUUAUAAUCAAGCUUAAAAUAUUGAUGUGCAAGUCUUCGUGUAAAUUAUAUAUAUUUAAUACCUGUUCAUUCCAAUAGCAGUUGAGCGAACGAUCGUUUUAUAUUUCUGACCUUUAAUCCAAAUUUUAACGUACGCUUUCGAAUGAUAAUACGUUAAAGAUAGAGUCGUUAUGGGUUUGUCAAUCAAAUACUUUGCUUGUCUUAUAUAUAGUCAACUAUGAGAGAUAUAGGAUAUCUGAUAUAUUUUCAUAAAUACCUUUCUCAGAAAUAUUCGGACAAAUAUGUGUGAGUCUUUAUUUUUAUGUAUGCUUUGUUGUCUUUUUGCCUUUGUUAUAACAUAGUAUCUAUGCCACAUAUAGAAGAACUUUGUUAUUGAAACCGACUUCAAUGGGACAAUGUCUUCUACAUGCAAAAGCUGUAUAAUGUUUUAGCAUGCUAUUGUUAAGCAUUGUUGACCAUUCGAUAAUAUGUUUACAUAUUAUGCCUACCAAUUGUGCACACACCAUUGUCCGCCUAAACUGAUUUUUCUCUUAAAAGGCUCCUUUUUAAAACGAACAAUGCCACAAAAGCGGAAAGUAUCGUCCCUGGUUUGCAUGUGCGCAUAUGCAUUAAGCCCAGUUUUCCCAGAACGCGGGUCAUGAAAACACGACAAUAAUGAGGAAACGCUUAGGAAAUAACUGAGUCGCGUUCUGAGAAAACUCCAAGACUAGCCUGUGAAGUCCGCACAGGCUAAUCAGGGACGACAUUUUCUUAAACGAAAAAUGUCAUCAAAGCGGAAAGUGUCGUCCCUGAUUAGCCUGUGCAGUUCGCACUUUACGCACAUGCAUUAUGUCCAGUUUUCUCAUAACGCGACUCAACUAUUUAUUGUAUAAGAUGCUUUGGAAAAGAAAUAGUUGUAUUUUUCUCUUAAUAACUCAACGUUCAUUAUUGUCAUGUAUUUUCACUUAAUUGCGGAAUGAAUGUAUUUGUAGCCUCAUAACGCGAAUGUCCGUUAACACGUUAUGUAUAUGCCAAAUCAGUUCAUUGUAUAAAUUGUGUCGCGUUCUGAGACAAAUGGGCAUAAUGCAUGUGCUUAAAGUGUCGUCCCAGAUUAGCCUGUGCAGUCCGCACAGGCUAAUCAGGGAUGACACUUUCCGCUUUUAUGACAUUUUUCACAGAACAAGACACAAAUUACCACACAUCACUCGCACGCACACUUUAUCUCCACUAUCUUACACACACGCUCACAGACUGCUACUUUUGCUACACACGUAGACUUUUCGACAGCAUAUAAACCAUAAGGGAUGCCUACAUUUUUCAUUCAUUUUAGGCCAACAAAACAAUGGCAUCAUCUUUUCCUCAUUAGAAGAUGCCCAUUAAUAAUAGAUUGUGUAUUGUAUUAUACAAAUAUGUUAUUUACUCUCUAUCUGAUUCUUAUUUGUGUUAGUCAUUACGUUCACGGAUGUAUAUACUAUUAUCUAUUUGUUAAUACGAUGCGCUGGAAUAUUCUUUAGUUAAUAAAACAUUUCUUCUGUU
This is a messenger RNA of Dreissena polymorpha, 3519 nucleotides long. RefSeq lists its product as uncharacterized. The record is from RefSeq and is a predicted model, not a curated record. The transcript has 3 exons. Gene Ontology annotation, molecular function: cysteine-type endopeptidase activity. Lineage: Eukaryota; Metazoa; Mollusca; Bivalvia; Myida; Dreissenidae. Bases 76 to 1041 code for a protein of 321 amino acids. Gene Ontology annotation, biological process: proteolysis.